This is a messenger RNA of Lacerta agilis (Sand lizard), 1632 nucleotides long. It is a transcript of the gene MORF4L1, whose product is annotated as mortality factor 4 like 1. Gene Ontology annotation, biological process: regulation of DNA-templated transcription; chromatin organization. The record is from RefSeq and is a predicted model, not a curated record. The transcript has 14 exons. Gene Ontology annotation, cellular component: nucleus; NuA4 histone acetyltransferase complex. Lineage: Eukaryota; Metazoa; Chordata; Lepidosauria; Squamata; Lacertidae. The coding region runs from base 265 to 1215 and encodes 316 amino acids.
GCCAUAAUGCGGCGACGCAGCUGAGGAGCCCCCGCGGGGAGGGGGAGGCGGAGGAGUCGCUUAUAAAUGGCGCCCAAGCAGGACCCCAAACCCAAAUUCCAAGAGGGUGAACGGGUGCUGUGUUUCCAUGGACCUCUUCUUUACGAAGCAAAGCAUUCUCGCACAGAAGCAAGCCUGUGCAAACACAGCAGCCACAAGCAGCCCGGCUCCCUUUCUCUGGUCCGCUCCAUCCUGCCUUCCUUUUGAAGUCCUUCUGCAGUACUGAUGUGUGUAAAGGUUGCUAUAAAGGACAAACAGGUGAAAUACUUCAUACAUUACAGUGGUUGGAAUAAGAACUGGGAUGAAUGGGUUCCAGAAAGCAGAGUGCUCAAAUACGUGGACACCAAUCUGCAAAAGCAGAAAGAACUUCAAAAGGCCAAUCAGGAACAGUAUGCAGAAGGAAAGAUGAGAGGGGCCGCACCAGGGAAAAAAACGUCCGGACUCCAGCAGAAAAAUGUUGAAGUAUUUUUCAGACGAGAUGGAGCGCAUACAGUUUGCGGUUUGGAGACCCCUGCAAUAUCGACGCGGAAGACCAAAAAGAACAAACAGAAAACUCCUGGAAUCGGUGAAGGCAGCAGCAGUAAUGAAAACCCUCAGCCUCCCAGGAAGAAAAGGGCCCGUGUAGAUCCCACUGUUGAAAGUGAGGAGACAUUUAUGAACAGGGUUGAAGUCAAGGUAAAAAUACCCGAGGAGCUGAAACCGUGGCUUGUGGAUGACUGGGAUUUGAUCACCCGGCAAAAGCAGCUCUUCUACCUUCCUGCCAAGAAGAACGUUGACUCCAUUUUGGAGGACUACGCAAACUACAAGAAGUCACGAGGGAACACUGAUAACAAAGAAUAUGCUGUUAACGAAGUCGUGGCAGGCAUCAAGGAGUACUUCAACGUCAUGCUGGGCACUCAGCUGCUCUAUAAAUUUGAGAGGCCGCAGUACGCAGAAAUCUUAGCGGACCACCCUGAUGCGCCGAUGUCGCAGGUGUACGGAGCUCCCCACCUCCUGCGGCUGUUUGUCCGGAUCGGAGCCAUGCUCGCUUACACGCCUUUGGACGAGAAGAGUCUGGCCUUGCUGUUGAACUACUUGCACGAUUUUCUAAAGUACCUAGCAAAGAACUCUUCCACGCUGUUCAGUGCGAGCGACUAUGAAGUUGCACCUCCGGAGUAUCAUCGGAAAGCUGUGUAAGCUUCUCACACUCGUGGUGUGUGCGCGUGUGUGUAUGAGUGUGUGCAUCACUGGAAAGGAUCCUUGGGUCUCUGCAGCAGACCUGCCCAGUUCCACGUCUGCUCACGGUCUCCUCUUGCACAUGUCUUUCCGCACAGCUGACAACCAUGUCAAGUGAAUAGUGUUUUGUGUCUUCAGAUGGAACUGUUGCUGCCCGUCCCAAGGUCGCUUUUCCUUCAGACGGAUCUCUUUCAAGGGGAGAGCCUCCCGCAGCGUGUCAUUGGAUCGAUUUUGGUGUUGGAAUGUGGUGCUGGAAAUGUGACGAAACUUUUCAUAGUCUUGAGCCUCCUGCAUGCUUUUAGGCCCAUUUUUUCCCCCUUGAAACCAAGCUGAUGAUGGUUUGAUGGUGUGUUGUCAUCCUCUUCCAUCCCCCAACCC